Fusarium coffeatum is the source of this 1722-nucleotide messenger RNA. RefSeq lists its product as uncharacterized. Gene Ontology annotation, cellular component: membrane. NCBI's taxonomy places the organism in Eukaryota, Fungi, Ascomycota, Sordariomycetes, Hypocreales, Nectriaceae. Gene Ontology annotation, biological process: amino acid transmembrane transport. Gene Ontology annotation, molecular function: amino acid transmembrane transporter activity. The record is from RefSeq and is a predicted model, not a curated record. The coding region runs from base 1 to 1722 and encodes 573 amino acids. The transcript is spliced from 3 exons.
AUGUCGCGCAACGACGUCGAAAAGACCGACUUGGGCUACGAUGUCGCCGCUCCUCCGAGCAAAGAUGUAGCCAUCGGCGAAGAUCGUCACAUACGCGGUAUCGAGACCAGCGCCGAAACAUCCCUGCACCGAGGUCUCAAAGCCCGACACAUCACUAUGAUUGCCAUCGGUGGUGCUAUCGGAACUGGUCUCAUCGUCGGUACGGGUAAAGCUCUUGCGCAAGCUGGACCUGGCUCUGUCUUCAUCUGUUAUACGCUUGUUGGUUUUGUGGUCUUUCUUGUCAUGGCGGCCCUCGGUGAGAUGGCCGCUUGGUUGCCCAUGUCUGCUGGUUUUACUGGUUACGCUUCAAGAUUCUGUGACCCUUCGCUUGGUUUUGCGCUUGGUUGGACAUAUUGGUUUAAGUACAUUAUUGUUACGCCGAACCAGCUCACUGCUGCUGCGCUGGUCAUCCAAUACUGGGUCGAUCGAGAUACCGUCAAUCCAGGUGUCUUUAUCGCCAUCUUCCUAGUCGUUAUCUGCGUUAUCAACUAUUUUGGUAUUCGAUUCUUCGGUGAACUCGAAUUUUGGCUUUCUUCAUUCAAAGUCAUCACCAUCAUCGGCAUAAUUCUUUUCUCACUGGUUCUCGCUCUUGGUGGUGGUCCAGACCAUGACCGAAAGGGUUUCCGAUACUGGAGCAACCCUGGCGCCUUCAAGCCUUAUAUCAUGACUGGCGACGCUGGACGAUUCCUCGGUUUCUGGUCCUGCAUGGUCAACGCUACCUUCGCCUAUCUCGGAACCGAACUCGUCGGUGUAACAGUCGCAGAGGCCCAGAACCCUCGCAAGACCAUCCCUCGUGCUAUCAAGUUGACCUUUUACCGAAUCCUCUUCUUCUAUUGUCUUUCCGUCCUCCUGGUCGGCAUGAUCGUUCCCUACGACUCUGAGAAGCUCGCCUUUGCCAACAAGGCCAAGACCGGUGCUUCUGCUUCUCCCUUUGUCGUCGCUGCCGAUGUCGCUGGUGUUGAGAUCCUUCCUCACAUCAUCAACGCCUGUAUCUGCGUCUUCGUUUUCUCCGCUUCCAACUCGGAUUUGUACAUUGCCAGUCGUACACUCUACGGUCUUGCUUCCGAUGGCUCCGCUCCUGCUAUCUUCAAGAAGACCGACAAACACGGUGUUCCCAUCUACGCCCUUGCCAUGUCUGCUUCUUUCUGUCUUCUCGCCUUCAUGAACGUUGCGGAUGACUCGACAAAGGUCUUUGGCUACUUCGUCAACCUUACUACCAUCUUCGGUCUUAUGUCCUGGAUCUCCAUCCUCACAACACACAUCUGGUGGUGCCGCGCCAAGAAGGCUCAAGGCAUGUCCAACGACAUGUUCCCCUACGUCGCCCCCUUCGGCAUGUGGGGAUCCGUCGGUGCUCUGGCCAUGUGCAUCCUCAUUGCACUUACCAAGAAUUACGACGUCUUCGUUCGCGACGCAGACACCGGCAAGAUCUUUGGCGGCGAGAAGUACAAGACCUUCAUCACCGGUUACCUGGGUAUUCCCGUGUACCUGAUCCUGAUCUUUGGCCACAAGAUGUGGACCAAGUCUCGUGGUGUCAAGCCUCAUGAGGCUGACUUUUACACCGGCAAGGAUGUCAUUGAUCGCGAGGAGGAGGAGUUCCUUGCUGCUCAGGCUGCUAAGCGCGAGGCCGAGGGCCCUAACCGUGGUGGAUGGUUCUACAAGACCUUUGUUUCUUGGCUGUUUUAA